This is a messenger RNA of Racocetra persica, 417 nucleotides long. NCBI's taxonomy places the organism in Eukaryota, Fungi, Glomeromycota, Glomeromycetes, Diversisporales, Gigasporaceae. The record is from the annotation of a GenBank genome assembly.
AUGGCCCUCGAAGGAUUCAACGCUUGGAGGAUCAUUUCAACAUCAACUUAUGAAGACAUAACACUUCAAUUUAUCAGAAAUAAUUCAGGAUUGUAUAACAUUAACAUUAUAUUCAUGCUUGUUUCUUUCAAUGUCCCUUUCACGGUUCCGGAUGUGUAUGAAGUCAUAAACCUUCAAAAUGGUUCGACUGUACCGCCCAAUUGCUUUAUUCUUUUUAGAAGGGAGGUUCAAUCACGCGUCUCGUCUACAGGUUUGCGUAUAGGACGUGGUGCUUUAUCUAGACUUUUAAGUGCUAUUUGGAACGAUUUAAGAGUAAAUGACCCAAAUCUGGUGAACUCGUUCAGAAAUGUCGCCAACAAUGUAGCAAGGAUGUUUAAUGAAAGAUUACGGAUUAGGAUUGUCAACGGUUUUGAAUAG